AUGUUGGAGCAUCACUCCUGUGCCCAUUUCUACGCCUGCCAUUUUUGUGGAAUAGUUUUCCUAUCCUUGGAGGCCCUCAAAACACAUGAUGGGUGUGCAGACUUCGCUACUGCGCUGGUGCAGCGAAUAAGUCCUUCAGGCGAUGUGGAGCUCAAAAUGAAGUAUGCCAUUAUGUUGUUGGCUUGUGCUGACUGUGGGUCGCAAAUUCUCAUUUCUUCUACUUAUAUUGGAGAAUCUUCGAUCGCACACUGGGAUGAAAUAGUCAAAUUUCAUACACUCCAUAAUCUCGAAAAAGUUGUUCCAGUAGUUAUCUAUUCCGAAGUGGAACUUUCCCAAAAAGUGCGCUUACGAGUACUCACCUUAACAUCAAUAGUGAAAGAUGUAGAAGUUGUCUGCCCUCACUGCGGUGAAAGUAAUUUCGACAGUGUCGUAUCAUUAGAAUCACACUUCGAAACCCAUGAAGGGUGCAGGAAGAAACGCUGUCCGGAAUGCAGCAUGCAAUUCUGUCAAGAAGCUUUCUUCAGGGAACAUCUCUUAUCCCAUCUGGGGUCUCAGUCUUGCUAUCUUGCCAUACAUCUCUCCAGCGUCUGCACUUGCAUAACAAAAGGAGUCUCCUGUUGUGGUCCGAAUGCAAUGAAAGGUGGCGGCGGAGUGGUUUAUGGGGGAGUGUCGUCUGCAAUUUUUACAGCAAAACUAAGCACGCCUUUUGUCGAUGCUUGGGAAAGUGUUACCACAAAAAAGAAGGCAAAUAGGCGAGGACGAAAGCGUAGAGCUGGGUCAACAUAUAAGAAAGAUCCAGAUGAAAUCGAGGCUGAGAUCCUUCCUGCAGAUGAGAGCAGCACGAAGCUGAGGAAAAUUCUGGGAGAUUCCUUUGACAGCGCAGGAGCUUUAAAGAUCAAUGGCUUCUUUUAUACCGCAAUAAAAUCUAAAGACGAAACGGUGUGUUCAGUUCUCUGUAUUUUUUAUGUUAAAUACUUUCACGCGUGCAUGCCCCCAGAUGUUUAUUCCUUCAUUUUACUUUUAUCAGCAGUAGUAAUUUCAUCUGCGUUGUAA
This is a messenger RNA of Haemonchus placei, 1053 nucleotides long. NCBI's taxonomy places the organism in Eukaryota, Metazoa, Nematoda, Chromadorea, Rhabditida, Trichostrongylidae. The record is from the annotation of a GenBank genome assembly.